Molecule: messenger RNA, 222 nt
Organism: Penicillium coprophilum
Lineage: Eukaryota; Fungi; Ascomycota; Eurotiomycetes; Eurotiales; Aspergillaceae
Exons: 3
Coding region: 1-222 (73 amino acids)
Source: RefSeq, a predicted model, not a curated record
AUGGCCAAUCCUAUCCCAGUUUAUGUUGAGGUGUUCUGCACAUACUGCCAGAUCGAUGGACAUGAGGUCGUGAAUUGCCACGCAAUGUAUCAUUACCUCAGCAACAUCCUAAUUGCCACAGAAAUGGACACCAGAAAGGCCGACCAAGGCACACAGCCUGAGGUUAUCAAGAAGACCCUUUGCGUGGCCCACUGGGGUCAGAGCAAGAAGGGUGAGGUCUAA